CACAGGAGUUGUACCGUUUGUGAUAUUUCGUGCGGUGCCCGUUUCAAACUUUAUCACUCCUUAUUAGCUAAACCGUAAAAAAAAUUUUUUUCUAGAAAAUUUAGAAAUUUUAAUAUAUUUAGAAUAAGUAUUCUAGUGUGCUCGAAACAAUUUUUAUCAUCAAACGGUAUCCUAUGAAGUUUUAGUAGUGCAUUUCUUCAAGAAAACGUAAAAAAGUGCAACGAAUUUUUUUUAUUCUCCACGUGUGAAACACAACAGCGAGAGUUAACAAAGAAGUGAAUUUGUGGCAUAGUCCUUCAAAUAAAAGAGACAAGAAGUUACCACGACGAAGCUAACACAUGCACACAAAUCCACGUAUCCGGCUGUGAAAAGGCGACGCUGCAUAUAUGUAUACAAACAUAUUUAAAUAACACAACUCAAGAGAGACUACAAAACACAAGAGAGGCAAACAGAGACAGCAGCGCACGCUAUUAAGGCUAAUAACUCUAAACAAAUUAAGACUGGUUCUUGUUAAAGCGUAAACAACUGCAAACAACAACAAAAUGGUUAAUAUAGCGGACAGCGGCGGCAAACAUGCUCCACAAGAGAUGGAACAAUUCCUGCCUGGCGAUGGCACCAACAAUAAAUAUAAAAUCCAGCCACGGAAAGAUGUCGAACAGGCGCUGGCGUCACCCGAUUUCGAUCCGUUCGCCGAACGCAAAGUGGCACAUCCAACCACUGAUAAUGAGACACUCACGCAUUUGCUGAAGGCCUCACUGGGCACUGGCAUUCUCUCCAUGCCGAUCGCCUUCAUGUACUCUGGCAUUGUGCUUGGCAUCUUCGCCACCAUCUUCACAGCUUUCAUCUGUACACACUGCAGUUAUGUGCUGGUGAAAUGCGCCCACAAACUCUACUACAAGUCGCGACGCACGGAGAUGAGCUUCGCCGAAGUUGCUGAAGUCGCAUUUUUGAAUGGGCCAAAAUGGGCACGUGGUUUUGCGCCAGUUGCCAAAUUUUCCAUACUAUUCGGACUGUUUUUGACCUACUUCGGCACCUGUUCGGUGUAUACCGUUAUUGUGGCGAAAAAUUUCGAACAGAACCGUGCUCGUCACUGCCGCCGUUGUAUUGGCCGUUUCCGUGCCCACUAUUGCGCCGUUUAUGGGUCUCAUUGGUGCUUUCUGCUUCUCCAUACUUGGUCUCAUAUUCCCCGUUUUUAUCGAGCUCAUCACGCAUUGGGACACCGGUUUCGGUGCCUACAACUGGAUCCUAUGGAAGAAUGUCAUCAUUGGUUUCUGCGGUGUGGCCGCACUCAUUUUCGGCUCCAUGAGCGCUAUCCAAGACAUUAUCAAAGUGUACGCGAGCGAUCCCAAUGCUAGUGUUGAUAUACAAGAGGCCCUCAACAACAUUACAACAACCAGGCUUUAAGCUGCAGUAUACAUGUUAUCAGCAAUCUCCGGCUGUGUGGAGAGUUUUUUUUUGCAUGUAUUAGUACCACAAAUCACUACGUCACCGCUAUA
This is a messenger RNA of Bactrocera latifrons, 1496 nucleotides long. RefSeq names its product proton-coupled amino acid transporter-like protein pathetic (gene path). Gene Ontology annotation, biological process: amino acid transmembrane transport. The record is from RefSeq and is a predicted model, not a curated record. Gene Ontology annotation, molecular function: amino acid transmembrane transporter activity. NCBI's taxonomy places the organism in Eukaryota, Metazoa, Arthropoda, Insecta, Diptera, Tephritidae. Gene Ontology annotation, cellular component: vacuolar membrane.